Messenger RNA from Trematosphaeria pertusa, 993 nucleotides. RefSeq lists its product as uncharacterized. Lineage: Eukaryota; Fungi; Ascomycota; Dothideomycetes; Pleosporales; Trematosphaeriaceae. Bases 1 to 993 code for a protein of 330 amino acids. The transcript is spliced from 2 exons. The record is from RefSeq and is a predicted model, not a curated record.
AUGCGGCUAGCACUGCCAAUCUUCCCCUUCGUCGGCGGCACCUACAGCGUCGUCACCCACUUCGAGCAAGUCUGCUCGCAAGUUGACCUCCGCGACGGCGUCGGCAUCUUCAUGCGAAAUCUGAGCGGCGACAUCGGAUUCCCAAAGCUCAUCUCGGCCGAAUUCAACGAGCUCAAGUACUGCAUUGGCAAGACCCGCGGACCAGGCGACAUUUUUAUUCGCGGGAAGUUCUACAAGGGCAUUAAUGCGAAAAGAGAAAAAGAUCAAAAAAAAAAGAAGGCUGGCAUCAUCGACGCUUCUGCCACCACAAGCCCACGUCGCCCAGAUCUUUCACCAAUCUUUUGCGAUGUUUCGAUCUUGUACGUGCACGUGGUCACUUCGUCGCACAAGCAACCCGUCGCCAAGCUCGGACCUUAUUUCGACUCACCGCGAAACUUUGGCUUCCUCUCCCAACCUCACCCACUAGUACGAUCUCACGACAACCCCGACCUCUUCGGCAAUCCAAUAACAGUCAACAUGCUCUCUUUGCCACUCCUCAUCCUCCACGUCUCCCCCUCCGCCCUUAUAGCUGCCCUUCCCUCCCUCGCCGACACCCGGCUCCCAACCGCUAACAUCACGAAUCCCUCCGCAGCCUUCACUCACGGCACCUGCAACCUCCUAAUUCGCCUCACGCAAGUCUGCGGCUGGCCAGAAGUCGACACCUACGUCCGCCUCGACAUCACGGACGCAGCGAACGGCCCCAUCAUGAAGCUUUCUCUCAUCCUAAACGCAUGUGCAUGUCAUAUACAUGAUUCUUCUCAGCAAUCACCUCAGAGCACUAUCACCAACUUGCUAGCUCUCAAGAAAGAGUUGAAAAGCUUCUAUAAUCAAAGACGCCUUUUCAAAAAAAAAAAACCAUUUGCAGAUAUACGCCUGGGAUUCUACUACGGUCGCGAUAUGGCGUCUCCAUCGUGGUUUGCCAGCAGGCCUUCCAUUUCCUCAUGUAUUACUUGA